AUGCCACCCCGUCGCAAGCCCGUCGCCGUCAAAGCGUCAGCCAAGUCGACCGCGGCUGCGACGACCGAGCUCAACGAUGACCCCCCCACGACCGUGCAGAAUAGAGCUUUACCCAAGAAGGAGGCCGAACUGUUUCGUCAGGUGUUGACGCUGUAUGAGAACAAGCAGUUCACCAAGGGUUUGGAGACCGUCGAGGCGAUACUGAAAGGCUUUCCUGAGCAUGGAGGUGGGUCUCGCGGGGAAAAUUGGUCGUGGCCGUGCGACGGACUCGGCUCGUUCCUCGGCCACCACUGGGAGCUAACGAGCUGGUGCACUAUCUACCGCCGCAGAAGCACUGUCGAUGAGGGGUCUGUUCCUGUCCUGCGUCGAUCGCAAGCCAGAGGGAUACGCCGAGGUCGAUCGAGCGGUCGACAACGACCCCGGAUCCCACAUCGUAUGGCACGUCUAUGCCCUCAUGCUCCGAGCCGACAGUAGGUUCGAACAAGCCCUCGACUGUUACCGUAAAGCUACGACGAUCGAACCGGCAAGUCCAGAAAACCGCAGAGACACCCGAGCGCUUCUCGCAGAGCUCCUUCGCUUACCCACGAUCUCUGGCCCGCAGGACUCGCUGAAUCUGUUGACGGACAUGGCCAUGCUCUUGGUCCACCUACGCCACUACACCGAAUACGCCCAAGCCCGACUGGCGAUCCUGCGCACCCAACCUCGCUUGCGCAAGAACUGGAUCUACCUCGCCGUAGCCCAGCACCUCGCCUCGCAGCACGCCGAAGCCGAUCGUACGCUGACCCAUUUCGCAAAUAUACUGCGAGAGGUCCCCGACGGCGAAUUCGAUCUUGGCGAGAUUUUGCUCUACCAUGCUCAGGUCUUGGAAGAGGCGGGCCAGUUUGAGAGAUGCCUCGAAUUCUUGCAGGAGAACUCCGGCAAGAUCGUCGAUCGCACGGCGUAUUCCGUGCAGCGAGGUCAGUCCAAGUGAGAACGAGGGAUCAGAAGCAGGCUACUGACACCGUCUGGUUCUCCAACAGCUCACCUUUUGCUCAAACUUGGACGGAAAGAGCCAGCAGAAUGGGCUUGGGACAUCUUGCUCGAAGAGAACCCCGACAGCUACGAGUUCAUCCGAGCAAGCGUGCUCGCAAGAGGAGCGGAUUGUGGUAUGCUGCACGAGCUUUCAUACAGAUGUAGAUUGUCACUGACGUCCAAUCCUUCACCCUCAGAUUCUAAAACGGACGAGGGCCGAACAGCCGCGGUCAAAGUGCUUGACCUCUUGGCCGAAAAGCACCCACGAUCGUUGGCCAUCCGGCGAUUGGGAUUAGAUCUUGCUUCAGGUGAGAUACAUCCAUUAGCAACGAGGAAUAGUGGCAGGCGCUGACAGAACUGAGAUGUGCUGUCCCCACAGGAAAGGAAUUCGAAAUCCGAGCCUCUCGAUACCUCACCGAUGCGUUGUCCAAAGGCGUACCCUCUCUUUUCGCGGACAUCAAAUCGCUCUACCCCGACACGACCAAACGAGCCCAAAUCGGCCAGCUUGUUGAAGCUUACAAAACAUCGCUCGAAUCGUCUUCGACCUUUGGCCUCGCCUCCGAUUCCGACGACCAAGUCGAAUCGACCGCCGUCUACCUCUGGACUUUAUACUUCCUAGCCCAACACCAUUCCCAGAACGGCGAUCAAGAGAAAGCCCUUUCCGUUCUCGACGCCGCCGAAGCGCAUACGCCUUCACUCCCCGAACUCUCCAUGCUCCGCGCCCGAAUCCUCAAACGUUCCGGCGACCCCCUCAAAGCGAUGCAAGCGAUGCGUUCGGCCCAACGACUCGAUCUCCAAGACCGGUUCCUCAAUUCCAAAUUCUCCAAAUAUCUCAUUCGUGCGGAUUCUUUGACCGAGGCGGAAGAGAUUGCUGGACUGUUUACGAAGAAGGAUGCGCCGAGCCCUAUGAGUGAUUUGGUCGAUAUGCAGUGUUUGUGGAUCUUGCAAGAGGAGGCGCAGAGUUUCUUGAGGCAGGGGAAGGAGGCGAUGGCGCUCAAGAGGUAUCAUAAGUUGUUUGAUGUGAGUUUCACAUCAUCGGCGUGGACUCUCCAUAAAAUUUAGCAUGCUCACGGUCGUCACUUACGUUCCAUCCAGAUCUUCACCGAGAUCGAAGAAGACCAAUACGACUUUCAUUCGUACUGCAUUCGCAAAUCAACGCUGCGAGCGUACAUCGACAUGCUGCGCUUCGUCGAUUCGUUGAGGUCCCAUCCUCGUUACGUCGCUGCGGCCAAGGGGGCGAUUCAAGUGGGUCUCCUUAUUAGUCAUGUUUUUCACGUGCUCGAUCGCUGAUCGAGGUCUACCUUUCAUUGCAGAUCUACCUCCGCCUCCAUGAUGACCCCUCGGCAUUCCAACGACCCGCUUUGACGAACGGAGCCGCCGAAGCCGCCGAAGCCGAAGCUGAAAAGGAACGGCAGAAAGCCGCCGAAGCCGCAGCCGAAGCGGCCAAAGCGAAAGCUGAAAAGGAAGCAAAAGAAAAGGAGGAGCAAGAGAAAGCGGCCAAAACCGCUGCUACUACUGCAUCCAAAUCCAAAAAAGGAAAGGGGAAGAAAGACGAUUCCUCUUCCACCACGACGAAGAAAGACGAUGACAAAGACGACAAGGAGGUUUCGGCCAAGGCGGAUGAGGAUCAGGAUCCGUUGGGGGAAAAGUUGUUGGAGAACAAGGAACCUUUGCAAGCGGCGCUCAAGUUCCUGAAACCUCUGGAGAAGGAGGCGGCGGGCUUGGUCGAGACCUGGGUUUUGAGUUAUCAGGUGUCGAUUCGAAGGGGUCAGUCUUUUGCACCCCGCUAACACCCAGUCAGCAGACAGAGCUGACAAUUCAUCAAUCUCAUCCUCCACCAAUAAGGCAAAUACCUCCUCGCCCUCGCGGCCCUACGAAGAGCCCUAUCCCUCUCCCCUCUUUCACCUUCCAUACUCCCCCUCCUCGCUUCCUUCCACAAACUCACCACCACCACGACCUACCAAACCACUCAAACUCCCUUGGUCCAAAAAACCAUCUGUGCAACCCUUCCUACCCUCUGGGGAGACGCAGGCUCGAUCGAAGCGUUCCUCGAUUCGGUUCUUCAACAUGGGGACGAGAAAGGGAGGGGUGAGAGGUUGUUGGCAAUUGCACAGGCGAAGAUCAAUUUGGAAGGACCUGGGGCGAAGGAGGAGAGUGAUAAUUUGGUGAUGCAGAUUUUGAAAGGGGAGGAAAGACCUAGUCUCGAGGUAAGCUUUUUUAAGAUCAAAAAACACCCGUCUUCUACGGAAGACGCGCAAGGACCUGUUCGACUGACCCGUGCUCUUCUACGUAGAUCACCACUCGAGGCCUUGCCUACCUAACCGAACAAAAUUCGACUCAAGUCGACGCAUAUCGGACCCAAGCGCAUGCCCUCUGGCCCCGCGCAAGGGCGUUCAAAACAGUUUCCGAGAUCGAAGCUGAGGACCGGGAGGUUGAGGAGAGGAAACGAAAGGAUGGGGAGAGGGAGAAGGAAGCGGUUAUAGAUUGA
Microbotryum saponariae is the source of this 3499-nucleotide messenger RNA. Lineage: Eukaryota; Fungi; Basidiomycota; Microbotryomycetes; Microbotryales; Microbotryaceae. The record is from the annotation of a GenBank genome assembly.